AUGAUGCCGGAAAACUUGUGUCCCAGAUGCUUAGAAUCAUUCAAAAGUGAAGCGGACCUCAGAGAGCAUUCAAGAGCGCGCAGUCCAUGUCUGGUGGAUACGGAAACCCACAUCGAAGGCAUCACACGCGACCAGGAGAAGGUGCUGAAGAGCAAGAAGAGGACAAGCAAGUCAGGUUCCAACAAAGCUGAGGAGAAGUGGCGGGAAAUUUACUCGAUUCUUUUUCCUGACGAAGCGAUCCCUAAUGCAUUUUGCAAAACCAUUGGCACGGAGGAUCUGAUGAAAGAUACAUUGACCGCAGUGAAGCGCGAUCUCCCUGAGUUUGUGGCCCAGCGCCUCAAGGAUGUUUCGUCCGAGCUUUUCCCUUUUAAUCUUGAAGAUCCCAUACCCCAGAUCACUCAGAUCGUGAGUGAUGGUCUGGAUCGGUUCAUUCCUGAUUCGAUACUCACCGAUAUUGUGUCGGAGUAUCCAGCUUCCGUGCGUACAGAGAGAAGUCCAGACUCCUCGGCAUUCCAGUCGUCACCCGACGUGAUUUUCCCUUCCGAUAUAUUUUUUUCCACGUUUGUCCCAACCGAGGAGGAUGCAAAUGGGAGCACUGCCAGACAUCACUCCCCAUCGCCUUUGGAGAACAAUGCAGACCACCGGACCGAUGAUUUUUUCGACAUUGUCCUGUAG
Lasiodiplodia theobromae is the source of this 675-nucleotide messenger RNA. Its product is annotated as Zinc finger C2H2-type protein. Lineage: Eukaryota; Fungi; Ascomycota; Dothideomycetes; Botryosphaeriales; Botryosphaeriaceae. The record is from RefSeq and is a predicted model, not a curated record. Bases 1 to 675 code for a protein of 224 amino acids. The transcript is spliced from 2 exons.